Molecule: messenger RNA, 1325 nt
Organism: Polyodon spathula (Mississippi paddlefish)
Lineage: Eukaryota; Metazoa; Chordata; Actinopteri; Acipenseriformes; Polyodontidae
Gene: pcbp2
Product: poly(rC) binding protein 2
Exons: 12
Coding region: 244-1206 (320 amino acids)
Biological process (GO): regulation of gene expression; regulation of RNA metabolic process
Cellular component (GO): nucleus; nucleoplasm; cytoplasm
Molecular function (GO): single-stranded DNA binding; mRNA binding
Source: RefSeq, a predicted model, not a curated record
CAAGGUACGCUUAUAGUGUUGUCUUUGUGCUUGAGAGAGAGAGAGAGAGAGAGAGAGCUGCACACCACUCACCGUCUCUCUUCCCUUCUCCUUUUUAAACCCACCCGAUCCUCUCCCCUUCUACCCCUGAAGACCCUACCCUCCCCCACCUGGACGCCGAUCGAGACGAAUUCCAUUCUUGUGACCAAAGACGCCAGUUCUCGACUCUCCAGAACCUCCCUCUCCAGCUGAAGCAGCUUCGCCAUGGACUCUGAUGUGAUCGAAGGCGGACUCAAUGUCACCCUCACUAUCAGACUGCUGAUGCACGGCAAGGAAGUUGGAAGCAUCAUUGGCAAGAAAGGAGAAUCUGUGAAGAAGAUGCGAGAAGAGAGCGGUGCUCGCAUUAACAUCUCUGAAGGGAAUUGCCCAGAGAGGAUUAUCACGCUCGCUGGACCCACCACUGCCAUCUUCAAAGCCUUCUCGAUGAUCAUCGAAAAGCUGGAGGAGGACAUCAGCAGCGCGAUGACCAACAGCACAGCCACCAGCAGGCCCCCAGUGACCCUGCGCAUCGUGGUCCCGGCCAGCCAGUGUGGCUCGCUCAUUGGGAAGGGCGGCUGCAAGAUCAAGGAGAUACGAGAGUCGACUGGUGCCCAGGUUCAGGUGGCAGGGGACAUGCUUCCCAACUCGACAGAGCGCGCCAUCACCAUCGCUGGCACCUCGCAGUCCAUCAUCGAGUGUGUCAAGCAGGUCUGCGUGGUCAUGCUGGAGGUGAGUUCUCCUCCUAAGGGGGUCACCAUCCCGUACAGACCCAAGCCGUCCGGAUCGCCGGUCAUCUUCGCUGGCGGACAGGCUUAUACCGUUCAAGGACAGCACGCCAUUCCUCAGCCAGAUCUGACGAAGCUGCACCAGCUCGCAAUGCAGCAGAGCCCCUUCCCUCUGGCCCCAAGCAGCACCGGCUUCACAGCAGGGAUGGACGCCUCUGCCCAAGCCAGCUCUCAUGAGCUCACCAUUCCCAACGACCUGAUUGGCUGCAUCAUAGGCCGCCAAGGCGCCAAAAUCAACGAGAUCCGGCAGAUGUCUGGAGCGCAGAUCAAAAUAGCCAACCCGGUGGAGGGCUCCACCGACAGGCAGGUGACCAUCACUGGCUCCCCGGCCAGCAUCAGCCUAGCGGAGUACCUCAUCAACGCCAGGCUUUCAUCCGAAGCUUCUGGAUUGGGAUCCAACUAACCACGCAGUUCGGCACGCCCCCUGUCUGUACCCGUUUCCUUCAGUGUAGAUAACGCCGCUAUCUGCGAUCCAGAGUUUUAAUUCUUAUUACUUUUUAAAUUAGGCUCACGCCCACAUUU